This is a messenger RNA of Pezoporus occidentalis (night parrot), 2734 nucleotides long. RefSeq names its product family with sequence similarity 83 member A (gene SACK1A). The record is from RefSeq and is a predicted model, not a curated record. Gene Ontology annotation, molecular function: protein kinase binding. The coding region runs from base 1002 to 2408 and encodes 468 amino acids. NCBI's taxonomy places the organism in Eukaryota, Metazoa, Chordata, Aves, Psittaciformes, Psittacidae. Gene Ontology annotation, biological process: epidermal growth factor receptor signaling pathway. The transcript has 5 exons.
GAGCACACUGGUCAGCACUGUUUCCACGCUCAGCAGCUCAUAACCCCAUGCAAGAAUCCUUGAGGCUGACAUGCCCCUUGACCCUGCCCUCCCCCGGAGCCGUGGCACACCGGUGCAUGGACACAGAGCUACAGAGGGUGAGGACAAACCCAACCUGCGUGAGAAAACUGUGUCACACGUGCCUGUGCGUACAGGCAUGCACACAGGUAUUUACCGUGCACCUCGGGCAGGGAGCCUUCCCACCCUGCUCUCCUCACCCCCACACACUCAUACCGGCCGGCCUGGCUCCCCGGGGCGCUGUGCCUCGCACCCCGCUGCGAACUGCGCCUCUGUCCUGCUAAUGACACAGCAGCCGAGCUGCCACAGGGACAACGUGACUCCAGGAGCUGCAGCCUGGGAAGGAGAAAAAAACACACAACCAACGAACCAGCCCUAAAUGUGCACAAUCAAGUGAUGAGUGUUUGUAUUUCUGAUGCUUUGAGGCCAGCUCACAACCCUCCCUCCGUGUAUUAUUCAGGAUGUUUGGGAAGGGGUAUUUUUCUUUUAAUAGGAUGGCGUAGUCACAAAGCUUUAAAGAAAUAAAUGAGUGAAUCGCCUAUGGUAAUAGCAACAUACUAUGAACGGGGCACAGUGACGAAGUUCAAGUCUAUUUUUAAGCAUGCCUGGUAGCAUGUAGGUGCAGACAACAGCCCGUACCCCUUUCUGCUUCUCUGAAGCUAUGGACAUGGCUGUUGUCUCUGUCCCAGUUCAACGUCAGAGUUGUUUUUGCUCCCUAGCGAAUACUAUGGGAAGACAGAGAAGCCUCGAGCUGUUUUGAAGAUUAUGCAACGAUGCUUAGGAGCCUACCUGCUUUUGCUUGAGUGCUUUCCUCGCUCACAUCGCACAGGAUGCGACAGGAAGAGAAGUACAACCGAAUCGGACGGCCCUGGUGAUUGGACUCGAAUCCAUCCUAUGCCCUGGAGGUGAGUUAAUUCCUUCAGCCGAGGUGAUUUCACGCCACAAUGCAGUGUCUAAACAAGGACGAUUGGGCUGCCUACCCCGUGCAUAUGCAUGCUGCCUCCCCGGCAGAUCUGCUGCGACAAAGAGCCAUGAGCAACCCCAGACACUUGGGCAAGAUAAGGAAAAGGCUGGAGGAUAUCAAGAGCCAGUCCUCAAAGCUGACAAAAGCGGAUUUCAGCCACAAUGAAAGCGUAAGGUUGGCCACUGAUGCCUUUCUGGAUGGUGGGACAGACUCUUACCUGGAAACUUUACACAAGGAAGGCGAGGUAGAUUUCCUCUCCUCAGUGGAAGCUCAGUACAUCAAGGAUAAUGCCAGGGAGUCCUAUUAUGCGGAGGAGUCCCUGGCCACCGACGGGGCGGCUGCGCCAAAGAACUAUGCUGGGUCACUCCCUUCAGGGACCUACUUCCCCACCGUUUCUGACAGCAGCGAGCCAGCCCUGCUGCACACAUGGAUUACAGCAGACAAGCCCUAUUUGAAGGAAAAAUCCACUGCCACUGUGUAUUUCCAGACAGAGAAGAACAACAACAUCAGAGACAUCAUACGCCGGUACAUCAACAAAACCACUCAGGUGCUAGCUAUCGUGAUGGACGUGUUCACAGACACUGAGAUUUUCUGUGACCUCCUGGAGGCAGCCAACAAGCGCAUGGUGUUUGUCUACCUGUUGCUUGAUCACGGCAGUAUCAAUCUCUUCUCGGAGAUGUGCGACAAGUUGCAAAUUUCUGAGGAUCUCUUCAAGAACAUCUCAGUGCGCAGCGUUACUGGAGAGGUUUACUGUGCCAAAUCAGGCAGGAAAUUCUCGGGACAAAUACGAGAAAAAUUCCUUAUUUCUGACUGGAAAUAUGUGCUCUCUGGCUCUUACAGCUUCACGUGGUUAUGUGGCCAGGUUCACCGCAACCUCCUCUCCAAGUUCACGGGUCAAGUUGUGGAGCUGUUUGAUGAAGAGUUCCGACACCUUUACGCCCUCUCCAAGCCCGUGAGGGGCCCGAACUCUCCGCCGCGCACCAUGCCCUUCCUGUUCAAUAGGAGCUGGGCCCCUCAGCGCAGCCUCCCCUGCAGCAACGAGGAAAACACCAACACUCUGUCUGAUCCCUUCAGCAGCCUCUCCAAUGGCAGCACCCACCAGAACAAGCAAAAUCCAACAGCUCUCACAUUCAGCAGCAACUUAGCCCCACAGUCACCUCUGCAUAGAGUUAAUUCCUUCCACAACUAUGUCUCAUUCACACCCUCAUCACCACAAAAGGCCAUCCAGGGUAACUACUACCAGCCACCCUAUGUGGCUGAUAACUCCGCAGUGCUGUAUAACAACAUGAACGUUUACAGGCCUAUAAGACUUAGACAAGAGGAACCAAAUAGGACAGGGUUAAGCUCACCCUGGAGAUGCCUCCACCAAGCUAACCUGUUUACAUAAUAACCACCUCGGUUUGAAUUGCAAGUAAGCCUAGUGAGGACCUGUUUAGCAAUCGCUCCUGUACUGAUGAAUAUAGAAAUUCUAUAUAAUACAAAAUGAGGAUGAUUUCAAGCCUCCUGUUUUGUUUUGCUGCUUAUGGAUGCUUCGUUUCCCUAAUUAAAAAGCCAAGCCUUGCUAAUGUGUAAACCUUGGGUGCAUCAUGACCCUAGGAAGAACACAUCUAAAUAAUGCUGCUCAUAGUGCAACGCUGCUGCCGCCUAUCCCCAGCCGUCGGUAGCAUACCUGUGUAGCAGAUUUGGGUGGUCACUGUUUUUCAGGUGGCCAGG